AUGCCACCGGUCGUGCGCACCUCACCCCAGAAAACGGCUUCCACGCGGAGGAACGAGCACAAACGGAUCGACAAGGUACGUCGCGAGCGGGUGCUGCUGAACGACACACUAAAUCGCGUCCACAACACCCAGCAGACCAGAACCGAGAGCCUCGUCAUCAGGGACGCCAUCCACACGCUACGCGCUCAACGCCAGGAAGCCGAGAUGAUUCGACAGCAUCGCGAAUACCUUCAAGGCAAGCUGGCUCGAUACACGCUCAAAUAUGGCCCUCAUCCCUUGAUGUCUAAGACCGGAUUCUCUGCUCCCAACGUCCUCAACGGCACCAGACCCGGAUUGCCGCAACAGCCACCUGCCGCAAACCCUAGCUGGAAACUCAAUCGCUACAUCCCGCAGACGCCAGAGUCGUCGGCGUCAACUGACAAGGAACCUUCUCGAGCAUCUACACCUGGCUUUGCCGAGAAACAUCCAAUGCUCUGUGGGCUAUUAGCCUCACCAACGCCGUGGUACGCGGGGCCAGAACCGAGCACGCAUGAUGCAAAAGAGGAUGUGCUUGACGAGGCCACCUUCAUGAAGGCGAUCAAGCUGGUCGAGGAGCGCAUCACGAGUACCGAGCAGUUCAACAACGGCACAUUCACAAGCUCGGCCAAGUCGAAAGUGCCCGAUCAGCCAUCGCGCGCGCUCGAAGAUUCAUGGCUGGAUCGGGCCUGUGCAUCCGUGGCCAAGGGCGAAGUCGAAUUUGAUGAUGGCGUCUUCGACUUCUUUGAUGACGACGAGCCGAACGGCUCGAAAUCACCGAGUGACCUGAAGGUUCCAACC
Messenger RNA from Mesorhabditis spiculigera, 816 nucleotides. Lineage: Eukaryota; Metazoa; Nematoda; Chromadorea; Rhabditida; Rhabditidae. The record is from the annotation of a GenBank genome assembly.